CGUUUCUAAUUAUAAACAAUUUGUCUAAAUUCCUUUAAAACAUCUUUAAUGUUAAUGUUUGUUAUGUGCAUUUAAUUAAGUUUGUGAUUAAAAAUACGUAAUGAAUAGUUAAGAUACAUAAUUACAAAUUUCAAGAAGGAUUUUGUUGAUAAUUUAACACACUUCAAGUGAGGAGAGACUUCUUAUUGACAUAAUGUAUGCUAUUUGCACGUAAUUUUUACGAAUUUCAGUUAUUAAAUCUAUGUUAUUAAAUUUUCAUAAGAACUUAAUAACUGUUAUUGACAUUUCAAGAAGAUCGCUAAUUUAUUGCGAGUAUACUUACUUGCAAUUUUGUACAAUGUCUUUCUGCAAUAUUUAACAUCAACAAUUCUUUCAAGAAAAUUUGGAGAUUAACAUGUACUGAACUAUUCUGUGACAAAUUAUAAAGAAAUGUGAUAGUGCUAAAAUCUCGACUUUUUUAGGUGCGUUGGAACAUAGGUAGUGCUGCUGUUCAUCUCUUCAAGUAUAGGUAUCUCUAUGAUGUUUUCGUCAGGUCUUAGCUGCAACCUAUCUUUUCCUAGUUGUCUGGGUUAUCCACAGGAUAACGAAGAAUUAAUACCAAAAAUGGCUAGAGAGCCAAUAAUUCUUAAUGUUUAUGAUAUGUAUUGGAUAAAUGAAUAUACUACUCCAAUUGGAUUGGGUGUAUUUCAUUCUGGAGUUGAAAUAUAUGGAACAGAAUAUGCAUAUGGAGGUCAUUCUAAACCAAUUUCUGGAAUUUUUGAAAUCACACCAAGAGUUGCUGAAGAAUUAGGGGAGCAAUUUAGAUAUAGGCAAUCAGUACACAUUGGAUAUACAGAUUUCACAGAAGAAGAUGUAACUAGGAUCGUUACUGAAUUAGGAAAAGAUUUUAGGGGUGAUCGUUACCAUUUAAUGAAUAAAAAUUGUAAUCAUUUUAGUAGUCAACUUACACUUAUUUUGUGUGGUCAAGAAAUACCAGGUUGGGUAAAUCGCCUUGCAUAUUUCAGUUCUUGUGUACCAUUCCUUCAACGUUGUCUACCAAAGGAAUGGUUAACGCCCGAUGCACUUCAACAUUCUCUGAAUCAAGUCAGCCAUGAAAGUACAUCCUCUGAAAGAGUUACACCAUUUAGAGAGUUUAUGCGCAAAGGAAGUUUAUCGUGACAGUAACUAUAUCGCCAAGACCGUGGAAUCCGAGAAACAAAACCGUCAAGAUGAGGUACAAAUUUCAUAUUGUACUCUAGAAUUCCAGUGGUGACUUAAUAAUACUGAAAAAAUGCCUUUCUUGCAACAUGUCGUCUUUUAAAUUCUGGACGGCAGUAUACAAUGUCGCGUGUGUUCUUUGUUGUAUCACACAAUCGAAAUUUAAUAGGUAUACACUUAAUAGAUAAUUACGUAUAAAACAAAGGCAUAAAGAGACUGGAACGUAUUCAUUUAUUAGUUAAUCACAUUAAUUUUUUAAGAAAUUUUUUGUGAAUUAGAUUUUAUACAUGUAAUAUCUGUCAUUUCAAAUCGCAUUUCAAAAUUAAUAUUUGUAAAACAUACAAUUCGUUCAAAUUAUAUUUUAGAAUUAUCUAGUGAUGUUUUUCUAAACAUUCAAUAACCUGGUUUACUUGGAUAUUAAAUAAUUAUUUAUGUUAUGUAUACAUGCGACACCUCUCUGUACAGCUGCCAUUAAUAUUGUUAGGAAAUUUAAAUGAAGAAUGAAUGUAAUAUACAUAUAUAAUAUAUAUAUAAUAUAAUAUAUAUAUAUAUAUUAACAUUCAUAUAAAAUAAAUAAAUUAAGAAUAACUUACUUUUCAUCUAUGAUUUAAUGAAAAUAUGUUUUGUGCAAAUACUUUUAUAAGGAACAUAUUUAUAAUUUUAUAAUUCAAAUUUUGAGUCAACAGUUUUUCACUAUAUGGAUAUCACAUUCCACAAAGGUAAUUUUGAAUUUUGCGCAAUAUAGAACAAUAGAAUUAAUAUAAUGUUGUGAUUUUGGAAGCAUUUGCUAGAUCCAAAAUCUAAUGAAUUCUUUUUAAACAUUCAUGACAUACAAAUCAUUACUAAUGUUGCUAAAACUGUUGUUGACACCAAGUUUAUAAUGUUAUAUGUUGAAAAAAAUGAAAAA
Bombus impatiens (common eastern bumble bee) is the source of this 2104-nucleotide messenger RNA. RefSeq names its product deubiquitinase DESI2. Gene Ontology annotation, biological process: protein deubiquitination. The record is from RefSeq and is a predicted model, not a curated record. Gene Ontology annotation, molecular function: deubiquitinase activity. The transcript has 7 exons. Bases 517 to 1158 code for a protein of 213 amino acids. NCBI's taxonomy places the organism in Eukaryota, Metazoa, Arthropoda, Insecta, Hymenoptera, Apidae.